AUGGAGAUGUCAGGAUUCACGCCCGAGCAAUUAGACGUUCGGGAAGCUGUCUCGAAGAUAUGCGCCAAUUACCCCGAUGAAUACUGGGCCGAACGUGACGAGACUGGAGAGUAUCCCCACGAACUUCACAGAGACCUCGCAAAAGACGGCUGGAUAGGCAUCGCCUUGCCUGAGGAACUCGGCGGCGCCGGCCUGGGCAUAUCAGAAGCCACGAUGAUGCUCCAUACAAUUGCAGAGAGCGGUGCUGGCAUAGCCGGCGCUCAAUCGAUUCACGCAAACGUCUACGCAACACAACCCGUAGCCAAAUUCGCGACCCCAGAGCAAAGAAAGCGUAUGCUCCCGAAACUGAUAGCCGGAGAAGAUCGAACGUGCUUUGGAGUAACUGAACCAAACACCGGCCUCGAAACCCUCAAGCUCCGAACAACAGCAAAGAAAGACGGCGACAGCUACCUCAUCAGCGGGCAAAAAAUAUGGAUCUCCUCCGCACAAGUCGCCACGAAAAUGGUCCUCCUCGCCCGCACCACCCCCCUCUCAUCCGUCACAAAACCCUCAGAAUCCCUCUCCCUCUUCUUCAUCGACCUCGACAAAUCCGCUCCCGGGCUCGAACUCAAAAAGAUCAAAAAGAUGGGCGGCCGCGCCAUCGACGCCAACGAAGUCUUCUUCGACAACUACCGCAUCCCCGCAGACACCCUCAUCGGAAACGAGGGCCAGGGCUUCAAAAUCGUCCUCCACGGCAUGAACGCCGAACGCUGCCUCCUCGCCGGCGAAGCCCUGGGAAUCGGCUACGCCGCCCUCUCCCGCGCCGCCACCUACGCCUCCUCCCGCGUCGUCUUCGGCCGCCCGAUCGGCCAGAACCAAGGUAUCCAGCACCCGCUGGCGUCCGCGUACAUGCACCUCGAGGCGGCGAAGCUGGCGACGUACCACGCGGCGAGGCUGUACGACGAGAGCGGGAAGAAGGGGGGUGGGGGGGUGUCGCAGCAUGCGGUGGGCGUGGCGUGUAAUUCGGCGAAGUAUCUGGCGGCUGAGGCGGCGUUUACGGCUUGUGAGAGAGCGGUACUAACGCACGGCGGGAUGGGGUACGCGCAGGAGUACCACGUCGAGAGGUAUCUGAGGGAGGUGUUUGUGCCGCGGAUUGCGCCUGUGAGCAGGGAAAUGAUAAUGAACUACAUAGCCGAGAAGGCUCUCGGGCUACCGAGGAGUUAUUAG
Aaosphaeria arxii CBS 175.79 is the source of this 1206-nucleotide messenger RNA. Its product is annotated as acyl-CoA dehydrogenase NM domain-like protein. The transcript is spliced from 8 exons. The coding region runs from base 1 to 1206 and encodes 401 amino acids. NCBI's taxonomy places the organism in Eukaryota, Fungi, Ascomycota, Dothideomycetes, Pleosporales. The record is from RefSeq and is a predicted model, not a curated record. Gene Ontology annotation, molecular function: flavin adenine dinucleotide binding; acyl-CoA dehydrogenase activity.